UAACCUUGUUCUUUCUCUUAUCUGAUUGGUUGAAAUUCAUAUGCAUGUCUAUCUAACGACCUUCGGCCUAUAUACGAUGUCAGACGAUUAGCCUUAAGCAUUUAUUUGAAACAUGAAAACAUGACCCUUUCAGAUGGAUGAAUCUAAGGUAACGGAUGAUUGUGCUGCUGUUGCAGCUGCUGACUUAGGAAAAAUCAAACCACGACAUUAUCGUCAAUUUUCAGAUGUAACUAAUUCAGGCAAUACAGAUAACACAUAUUCAACUACAAGCAAAUCUACUAUGCCAUUUUGUCGGCGUUGUUGCCUAUGCUGUAGACAAACAAUGUGGUCGCAUAAAUUUUGGAUGGGAUUUACAGCAUCUACCUGGGGUUUUUUGUCAAGUGUUGAACGUGCUGUAAUACUGCCAACACUUUUUCUUUAUCUGAAAGAAUAUUGGGGUGCAGAGAUUGCUAAUACUCAUUAUGGAGUUACUGUUGCAGCAUUUAGCUUGUCAAUCCUGAUAAUGACGCCUAUCUAUGGUCUUGCUGCUUAUUCUGGUGUUCGUGUAAAAACCCUUUUGUUGGUUGCUAAUUUUUUGGAAAUUAUUGGAAAUCUUAUUUACCUAUUCGCUCCAGUUCCUUCAGCAAUCAUCCUAGGAAGACUGAUCUCUGGUAUCGGGGCGAGUUGUGAACCCCCAUUAUAUGCGGAUAUUGUAAGAGCAACAAAUCGUGAUGAACGUACUGCAUACAUUAUUGUAUUAUUGCUCACACGUCAGAUUGGUCUUAUAUUUGGUCCUUCUUUCACAUUAAUGAUGGCUAAAAUGAACUAUCGUGUGGCGAACUUCACACUGAAUGUUUACAAUGGACCUGGAUUAUUAAUGGCAAUUUUAUGGUUCCUACAUUCAUUUAUCAUAUUGUUUUCUUAUCCAAAUGUUGAUAAAAAUGGUCGAGUCAUUUAUACUGAUGGUCAAAGAUCGUGUUGCAAUCGGGAAGCUUGGAUACAUACUAAUGAACAGUCAAAAGAAGAUUCUCGACCUAUGCUGAGUGAUUCAACAGAUUCACUAUCCUCUGGUCGAUUUAAUACCACUGUGUUGAGUAAUACUCUACGACCGUAUCUAUCGUUUAAUAUUAUAGCAUUGUAUUGUGUUAAUUUUGCGGCAUAUUUCAGUUUUAUGGGUUUAGAAGCAGCUCUACCGCCAGUAGCAAAUCGGAUAUUUAACUGGACAGAAGUGGAAACUAGUUAUGUAUAUCUAGCUGCAAGUAUUUUGAUUAUAUUUGUAGUGAUAAUAUUACGUAUUCUUAAUCAGUAUUAUACUGAUCGUGUUCUCCUAUUAGCCGGUCUUAUUAUUAUGGUAAUUUCUUAUCUUUGGUUAACUAUUGUAGUUCAUAUACUUCCUGAUAUUCCUGUUAGUGUCGGUAUUCCUUUAACACUAACCGGCAUAGCUAUUCAUGUGAUUGGACUUCCAUUUGCUUUUGCUUAUUCUGAAUCAUUGUACACGAAACUUGCUCCCGUCUCUGAUAUGGAUCGAGCUCAAUCAAUCUUUCGUACAGUUGUAAAUGUUGCCUUCUUAAUUGGACCGUAUGUUGGUGGCUCAUUAAUUGGUCAUCCUACUAUAGUAUUCUUUUGUAUGUUUUUAUCCUCCAUAUUUCCGACACUAUUGGUUAGUUGUCGAUUUAAAGAUUUCAUUGUUAUCGAUAGACCUAAUUCACCAGGUGAUUUGGAAAUAGCUAAGGAGUGCUGAGAAGAAGGCGAAAACAACCCCACACACUAGUAGGCUCAUACUCUCUGUGCAUAUGAGCAAUCUAGUCACAAGUAAAACACACAAAAAAGAAGAAAAGAAAAUUUGUCUUUCGUUUCCAGUCAUCACCUUUUCCCCCGUGUCUUGUUAUUCGUCAAACGAACAAAGAAACUGAACAGUUCUCCCUCCCCCCCCAACUUGCUUCCUCCUCCUCCUGCCCCACCCCCACCCACUUUGCCCAUUAUUUUAUCCUCAUAAUUCAAAGUUUUACACCCUAUUUGAUUGUAAAUCAUCAAGGUUUUACUAAUAUUCAUUGUUUCUCAAAGAAGAAAAGAUUUUAUCUCCUCUGUGGUUUGUUUUUCCUUUGCGGUAAACUAUCUAUUUUCUAUGUUUAAUUGAUUUGCACUCCGCAUAUAUAAAUUUUAUUUGUAAAUAUAUAUACAUAUAUAU
Messenger RNA from Trichobilharzia szidati, 2167 nucleotides. The record is from the annotation of a GenBank genome assembly. Lineage: Eukaryota; Metazoa; Platyhelminthes; Trematoda; Strigeidida; Schistosomatidae.